Messenger RNA from Wyeomyia smithii (pitcher-plant mosquito), 2507 nucleotides. RefSeq names its product ceramide transfer protein (gene cert). NCBI's taxonomy places the organism in Eukaryota, Metazoa, Arthropoda, Insecta, Diptera, Culicidae. Gene Ontology annotation, cellular component: Golgi apparatus. The coding region runs from base 418 to 2181 and encodes 587 amino acids. The record is from RefSeq and is a predicted model, not a curated record. Gene Ontology annotation, molecular function: phosphatidylinositol-4-phosphate binding. Gene Ontology annotation, biological process: ER to Golgi ceramide transport. The transcript has 8 exons.
AAGAAAAAAUAAAAACAACCGCAUCUCCAGAAAGAAGUGAAACAUUAGCCAGCGAGCGAACGGUCGAUGAUGGUAAAUUGAACGUGGGUAAUUUUUCGCCAAUUUGUACCGUUUUAUCAGUGGUAUACAUACCGUUAUCAGUGUGUGCCUCCUUUCCAUUGGGACGGUUUUGUUUGUGUAAAUUCUAAGUGUAAUACUCGCCUAGUUGGAUUCUACAAGGUUGAAAAUAGUGAGCGCAUUUGUGUUCUUCGGCUGUAGCCGAGCGCUGUGAAAGUGUUUAUUUAUCGUCAAGUGUUUUCCGGGGCCGGAUUUUUUUUAUCGUGCCGAUAUUUGUAUUAAUUUCGGGUGGUUUAGUUAGUGAAGCACAUUUCAUAAAGUUAUAACAAAAUAGGUGCAGUGUAGUUCGAAGUAGCAGAAAUGGCCGAUGACUACUAUCUGCAGAAUAAUGUGUCCAACAGUGACGACUCGGAGUCGGAACUCAAUCUGAGCACACCCGAACUGAAAGGCUAUCUCAGUAAAUGGACUAACUACAUUCACGGGUGGCAACCGCGGUUCAUCGUCCUCAAGGAUGGCACUUUGUCGUAUUACAAAAGUGAGCAGGACAGUGAUUUUGGAUGCCGAGGUGCAAUUAGCCUGCAGAAAGCUACAAUCAAGUCACACGAGUUCGACGAAUGUCGUUUCGAUGUCUCUAUCGGACAGAAUGUGUGGUAUUUACGGGCAGAAACCCCCGAGGAUAAGCGAAACUGGAUUGAGGUGCUGCAAUCCUACAAAACAGACUACCCAGAAGCACUCAGUCUCCGUCGGCAUGGGAGCACAAUCUCGCUGCAAUCUAACACUCUGUCGACUGCCAGUGGAAGUAGUCUCAAGCGUGUUAGCUGGGGAUUGCGCGAAAAAAUGCAUGAAAUCGAGACAUAUAGGGACAUACUGUACGGACAGGUGGAUACGCUGCAACGAUAUUUUGACGCACUCAAUCAGAAAAGUGAAAGCAAAGACGCGCAGGACUUGGGUAACGGGCUGCGGCCAGUCGAUUUCAAAGGUGAAGCAAUAACAUUCCGUGAAACCACUGCUGGCGUUAUCAAUACGUUACAGCAUUGCCUGGAUAUUAUCUCACAGAAGGAGGAAAACUUCAAGAAAAAACUCGAUAAAGAGGUGGAAAGACGUAGGAAGGCCGAGGAAAACUACAGGCAAUGCAAGGAUGAGCUAGCCAAAUCCCGAAAUUCCUCAGUUCCCGGUCCAGAUUUGGAGGAAGGGCCUCACUCCACUAUACCGGAGGAUGAAUUCUUCGAUGCGGUCGAGACCGGCCUGGAUAAAAUAGAGGAAGACCGACAGCUACGCGUACGGCUCAAAUUUCAAUCCCAGCAGUCGCAAAUUAGUACGGUCAGCUCCGUUUACAGCACCAAUCUAGAAACUGACGAUGAUAAGCAACAAUCAGAGGACUUUGGAACCGGUGCACAAGCUCGCAGUCACAAACUGUGGCCGGAAAUUGACAAAAUCUGCACUGAGCAGUUGCACCAGGCACGGCAGGGUGUCGGGGACGGUGGCAACGGAUGGCAGUUAUUUGCCGACGAGGGUGAAAUGAAAAUGUACCGGCGAGAAGAGGAAGUCGACGGAAUGGUUAUCGAUCCGCUGAAAUCCUGUCACGUGGUGCAAGGAGUAACGGCACGGGAAAUGUGUCAUUACUUUUUCGAGCCAGCGUAUCGAAACGAUUGGGAAACUACUCUCGAAGAUGUACAGAUAGUGGACAAUGUAGCCCCGGACACGAUGGUCUUCCUACAAACAUACAAGCGUAUUUGGCCCGCCAGUCAACGUGAUGCGCUGUUUUGGUCUCACAUGCGGAAAAUCACUGACAACGUGGACCAGGGAGCGCACGACACCUGGGUUGUGUGUAAUCACUCCAAUCAGAAUGAAGAAUAUCCGCCCGCCAACCAAGGUAAAUGUGUCCGCAUCUAUCUGACGGUGAUAAUGGUAUGUCAAACCUAUCUGACUCCUGGGAAAGACAGCAAAACUGCUACCAGAGAUGAUCUAACCUGUAGGAUCACGUACUGUUCCACUGUCAACCCCGGUGGUUGGGCUCCGGCGACCGUCCUCCGUGCUAUCUACAAGAAAGAGUAUCCAAAGUUCCUUAAACGCUUCACAGGAUAUGUCGUUGAUCAGCGUAAAAAUAAGCCAAUUAUGUACUAGCGGGUGUGGUUAGGCGGUUUAUGAUAAGGUAGAGUCGUGCGUGUAUGUGAGAGGAAAGCUACAGAGAAAUGUUGCGUAACUUUUUUUUAGUUAAAGAAUUGUUAGGUUUGGUGGAAACAGAGUGUGAAAAAUCGUAUCGAAUGGAGAGUUGGUAGGAUCUUACUGAUAGGCUGUUAUAUCAAGAGUAAAAAAAGUACUAAGCCGCGAUCCACUAUGUUCGCAUGUUUCACGCACACAGGUUGAACGUGUGAAAGCUGAGUGGCUUGUUCAAAUCUAUCAUUGCUUCUUAAACAGACAAAUAAAAUAACUGUUUUUGCUAUUUUGAA